Anguilla rostrata (American eel) is the source of this 3126-nucleotide messenger RNA. RefSeq names its product mucin-2-like. The record is from RefSeq and is a predicted model, not a curated record. The coding region runs from base 1 to 3126 and encodes 1041 amino acids. The transcript is spliced from 7 exons. Lineage: Eukaryota; Metazoa; Chordata; Actinopteri; Anguilliformes; Anguillidae.
AUGAUACAGGCAGUAGAAACCCCCUACUACAACUACAGCACCGGCAACAACUGCAGCACCUACUACAACAGCAGCUCAAACAACAACUACAGCCUUGACAACAACUGUAGCCCCAACUACAACCACAGCACCCACAACCACGAUAGCACCCACAACAACCACUGCACCAACAACAACCACUGCCCCAACAACAACCACAGCCCCAACUACAACCACAGCCCCAACUACAACUACAGCACCUGCAACAACUGUAGCCCCAACUACAACUACAGCACCCACAACAACCACAGCACCAACAACAACCACAGCACCAACAACAACCAAUGCCCCGACAACAACCACAGCAUUAACUACAACUACAACACCAACUCCAACAACAACUACUGCCCCAACAACAACCACAGCCCCAACUACAACUACAGCACCAACUACAACCACAUCGCCCACUACAACUGCAGCACCCACUACAACUGCAGCCCCAACUACAACCACAUCGCCCACACCGACAACAACUGCAGCACCGACUACAACUGCAGCCCCAACUACAGCACCCACAACAACCACAGCUCCAACUACAGCACCCACAACAACUACUGCCCCAACAACAACCACAGCCCCAACUACAACUACAGCACCGACAACAACUGCAGCACCUACUACAACCACAGCUCCAACAACAACUACUGCCCCAACUACAACCACAGCCCCGACUACAACUACAGCACCGACAACAACUGCAGCACCUACUACAACCACAGCCCCAACUACAACUACAGCACCCACUACAACUGCAGCCCAAACUACAACUACAGCACCGACAACAACUGCAGCACCCACAACAACCACAGAACCAACAACAACCAAUGCCCCAACAACAACCACGGCCCCAACUACAACUACAGCACCUACUACAACUACAUCCCCAACUACAACUACAGCACCCACAACAACCACAUCACCAACAACAACCACUGCCCCAACAACAACCACAGCCACAACUACAACUACAGCACCGACAACAACUGCAGCACCUACUACAACUCCCAAACUACAACUACAACCACAGCUCCAACAACAACUACUGCCCCAACAACAACCACAGCCCCAACUACAACUACAGCACCGACAACAACUGCAGCACCUACUACAACCACAGCCCCAACUACAACUACAGCACCCACAACAACUACAGCACCCACAACAACCACAGCUCCAACAACAACUACUGCCCCAACUACAACCACAGCCCCGACUACAACUACAGCACCGACAACAACUGUAGCACCUACUACAACCACAGCCCCAACUACAACUACAGCACCCACUACAACUGCAGCCCAAACUACAACUACAGCACCGACAACAACUGCAGCACCCACAACAACCACAGAACCAACAACAACCACUGCGCCAACAACAAUCACGGCCCCAACUACAACUACAGCACCUACUACAACUACAGCCCCAACUACAACUACAGCACCCACAACAACCACAUCACCAACAACAACCACUCCCCCAACAACAACCACAGCCACAACUACAACUACAGCACCGACAACAACUGCAGCCCCAACUACAGCACCCACAACAACCACAGCUCCAACAACAACUACUGCCCCAACAACAACCACAGCCCCAACUACAGCACCGACAACAACUGCAGCACCUACUACAACCACAGCCCCAACUACAACUACAACCACAGCCCCAACUACAACUACAGCACCCACUACAACUGCAGCCCAAACUACAACUACAGCACCGACAACAACUGCAGCACCCACAACAACCACAGAACCAACAACAACCACUGCCCCAACAACAAUCACGGCCCCAACUACAACUACAGCACCUACUACAACUACAGCCCCAACUACAACUACAGCACCCACAACAACCACAUCACCAACAACAACCACUCCCCCAACAACAACCACAGCCACAACUACAACUACAGCACCGACAACAACUGCAGCCCCAACUACAGCACCCACAACAACCACAGCUCCAACAACAACUACUGCCCCAACAACAACCACAGCCCCAACUACAGCACCGACAACAACUGCAGCACCUACUACAACCACAGCCCCAACUACAACUACAGCACCCACAACAACCACAGCUCCAACAACAACUACUGCCCCAACUACAAGCAAAGCCCUAACUACAACUGCAGCCCAAACUACAACUACAGCACCGACAACAACUGCAGCACCCACAACAACCACAGAACCAACAACAACCACUCCCCCAACAACAACCAUGGCCCCAACUACAACUACAGCACCUACUACAACUACAGCUCCAACAACAACUACUGCCCCAACAACAACCACAGCCCCAACUACAACUACAGCACUGACAACAACUGCAGCACCUACUACAACCACAGAACCAACAACAACCACUCCCCCAACAACAACCACGGCCCCAACUACAACUACAGCACCUACUACAACUACAGCCCCAACUACAACUACAGCACCGACAACAACUACAGCACGCACAACAACCACAUCACCAACAACAACCACAGCCCCAACUACAACUACAGCACCUACUACAACUGCAGCCCCAACUACAGCACCCACAACAACCACAGCUCCAACAACAACCACAGCCCCAACUACAACUACAGCACCGACAACAACUGCAGCACCGACUACAACUGCAGCCCCAACUACAGCACCCACAACAACCACAGCUCCAACAACAACUACUGCCCCAACAACAACCACAGCCCCAACUACAACUACAGCACCAACAACAACUGCAGCACCUACUACAACCACAGCCCGAACUACAACUACAGCACCCACAACAACUACAGCACCUACAACAACCACAGCUCCAACAACAACUACUGCCCCAACUACAACCACAGCCCCCACCUACUACAACCACAGCCCCAACUACAACUACAGCACCCACAACAACCACAGAACCAACAACAACCACUGCCCCAACAACAACCACUGCCCCAACAACAACCACAGCCCCAACUACGACAACAGCACGAACAACAACUGUAGCCCCCACUACAACCAAAGCUACCACUACACCUGCAGCCACACAAGUGUUGUACCUGGUCUUCAUCUCCUUCGACCCCUUCCAAGAUGA